AUGAAGCCGGUUGAGCUCCUCACGCUCGCCUCAGUGCUCUCAUAUGGCACCCUCGCCUGCAUAGAACACCUCCUCCAAGAGCGAAUCCCAAGCCCCAACGCCAUGAUCCGCAAACAUGAACCACCCCCCCGAACAAAAACAGCCAUCACAAACGUCCACGUCUUCGACGGCACCAGACUCACUCCCCUGCAAACCAUCAUCAUCGACGGCGAGCACAUCAGCAACGACACCAGCAACAUCCAAACCACCGUCGACGGCAACGGCGGCGUCCUGAUCCCCGGCCUCAUCGACUGCCACGUCCACAUCUCCGACGUCGCCGGCCUCGAAGCCCUGACCUCGUACGGAGUCACCACCGCCAUGGUCAUGUCCUGCCGGAACUACACCCAGUGCGCACCUCUCCGCAACAACCUCCAAGGCGUGGCAUCCUUCGUCUCGGCCGGCAUCCCCGCCACGGGGCCCGGCAGCCAGCAUUCUCGCACCUUCAACCUCACUGCCCCGUACCUCAUCUACCCAGAUGCCAAUGCCACCGAGGUGGUGUCGUACACUUUUGGCAACGGCUCCGACUUUUACAAAAUCACCGCCGAAGCGAAUGGGCCAAGCCAAGCGCUGCAGAACUCGCUGGUGGAAGCCGUUCACAACCUCGGCAAGCAGUCCAUGACGCAUGCUGCCGACCUCGAUGCCUGGACACAAGCAGCCAAGUCCGGAACAGACGGGAUCCAGCAUAUUCCUACAAACGGCCGCAUCAACGCUUCCAAUAUCAUGGCCGUUCGCAAGUCCCCCGCUACGUGGAGCACCCCGACUAUGAAUAUUGCUCGAUAUGCGUUUUCGAACCCUGUACUGUUGCAGUUCACUGGUCAUCAAAUCGGGGGUCCGGACAGCUACGAGAAUGUCUAUGAAAACGUCAAGGCCAUUCACGCUGCUGGAAUCCCGAUUCUAGCAGGCACAGAUGCCGUUGGGACCAUUAAUGCCAACAUUUCGGUCCCUUUUGGUCUCACCUUGCAUUUUGAGCUGGAGAAUCUCGUAGAAGCAGGCUUGACGACGGUGGAAGCCCUACGUGCAGCGACUGAGCUGGCAGCUCAACACCACAGGCUGAAUGAUAGGGGCAGGAUUGCGCCUGGCAUGCGGGCUGAUUUGAUUUUGCUCAACAGCAACCCCUUGGCCAACAUUUCCAACACGCGCGAUAUUGCCAAGGUUCCGGCUUGCUAG
Messenger RNA from Trichoderma reesei QM6a, 1206 nucleotides. RefSeq lists its product as uncharacterized. Gene Ontology annotation, molecular function: hydrolase activity, acting on carbon-nitrogen (but not peptide) bonds. The coding region runs from base 1 to 1206 and encodes 401 amino acids. NCBI's taxonomy places the organism in Eukaryota, Fungi, Ascomycota, Sordariomycetes, Hypocreales, Hypocreaceae. The transcript is spliced from 2 exons. The record is from RefSeq and is a predicted model, not a curated record.